GGUCGAGGCUCAUCACAUGAUCAGCUGCUGACCGCUGAUGGAUGCUGGAUUUUCAGGAUCUGUCGUCUCGAAGGUAGCAGAAGAUCAGCUUCGUUUCUUCACUCCGCAUUCGAGCUGCCUAUCCGGGCCACGAUAAAGCGCGAGUUUAUUCGGAAGUGAACGUUUCAGGCAGCAAAACUGGCGCUGUUGGUGGAGUGGAUGAUGAACGGACACGCCAUUCUGUACACCGGGGUCACUUUGGCCUUCUGGAGCACCAUCCUCAUCGUCGGUAUUUGCUAUACAAUCUUUGACCUUGGCUUCCGGUUUGACGUAGCAUGGUUUUUGACGGAGACGUCCCCAUUUAUGUGGGCCAACCUUGGGAUUGGCUUGGCUAUCUCUCUCUCUGUUGUCGGAGCAGCUUGGGGUAUUUACAUUACUGGCUCCAGCAUCAUUGGAGGUGGUGUCAAGGCCCCAAGAAUUAAGACGAAGAACCUCGUCAGCAUUAUCUUUUGUGAAGCUGUUGCCAUCUAUGGGAUCAUCAUGGCUAUUGUCAUAAGUAAUAUGGCGGAGAACUUCAGUGGCACAACACCAGACACAAUUGGGGCAAGGAACUACCAAGCAGGCUAUUCCAUGUUCGGUGCUGGGCUUACUGUUGGCUUCUCAAAUCUCUUCUGUGGCAUCUGUGUUGGCAUUGUUGGCAGUGGGGCUGCCUUGGCCGAUGCUCAAAAUGCCAGCCUCUUCGUGAAGAUUCUCAUUGUCGAAAUCUUCGGCAGUGCCAUUGGACUGUUUGGAGUCAUCGUAGCCAUCUUGCAGACAUCGAAAGUAAAAAUGGGAGAUUAGAGAAUGUGGCACCUGUGAAAUGAAUAAAUGACAGAAGGAAGACGCUGUGGUGCAGACACAGCCCGACUGUGUAAAUACAUAGUAAAUUAUUUAAAUGUAUUUUUUCUUUGUGUCUGUUUUUAACCAUCGUUUCCUGAAGAGUGAAAUAUGUGUACCACUUUGUCUUAAAAAGAUUUCAUGUUUAAAUCAAAUUCAGAUCCUUAAGACAAAAGCCUCCCCGUUUCACUGUACAUCAGAAUAAAAUCGCAAAAUAAGUCAGAGGAGGAAGAAUCACUAAUGGCAAAGUUGUUGUCUGUAUACUUCUCAUUCAUUAUCAGAUCAGUGAGUCAUAUUCGAGUGUGAUUGUGUUUUUUUUUGUUUUUGUUUUUUUUUGUUUUGUUUUUUUUUUUAAAUAAAGAUAUUUUAUUGGUAAUAGGCAAAUAAAUAUAAGAAACAGCCUACAAAAAUGUAGCCUAUAAAUGCAAAGAAUGGACUUUGGAGCCCCUUGAAAUAUUAAAUGGUACUAUUGUGAAAGGUUUGAAGUUCUGUAGGCCUGUAUAGUUUGCUGUGAUCGCUGUUCUGUACAAUACAAAAGUGAAACUUGCAACCAGUGUGGUUCUUUGGCUGUAUGCAAUAGUAUGGCUGUAAAUUCUGUCUGAAGUAUUUUUACUCCACUGUAUGCGAAUGUGUUUAAGAACUCGGCCUCCAUUAUAAUGGUAAGGAAGCCUCUGAACAUUUAAACGUUGUUCAUUUUCGUGUGACGUAUUCAUCCACGAAGCAGUCAGUGGGCAAGGAUGUGCCGUCUCUACGUAAAUGUUCAUUACCCUAGAUUGGUUCAUCUCUAUUGGUCUAACACAGUUAUUUAUACCUGACUCAUAGGAUUAUCUGGUUUACAUUUAUCGGGGCACUCUUCAGUUCUGAUUGGUUAAAAAUGAGAGGAUAUAAUAAUCCGAUGUGUGUGUGUGUGUGUGUGUGUGUAUGUGUGCGUGUAAAUAUUGGAGCACGUAAAAGUUUAUCUGUGAGGCAUGAGGGUGUUUACCAUUCUGUAUUUCCCUAGCUUUAUGUGGUCUUAAUUUUAUUUCCUUAUUUUUGUUUAUUUAAGCAAGUGGUCUUGAAUCCACAGGUACCUGUGGUUGUAUCUCUUGACUGUAUUUGAACUUCUCUGUACAAAUCACUUGUCACGUUAUCUCUGUUGCUCAGGUCACUGAAAGGAAUACUCCAGCGUUUAUCCAUCUGAUGUUUGUCCACUUGUAGCAUACAGUCACAGACAAUUUUGAGGCAUUUCUUUCUAUUAAAAGAAUAGAAGUCUAUUGUAUGUGAGUUUCUGUAAACUGGCUUUCUGUACACGAAAGCCUAGAAAGCUUUAAAAUUGGUAAUCGACCAGGCUGAAAACCCUGGAGUAUUCCUUUAACUCUGUAGGGUGGAAGACCAUUUUCUGGCGAUUGGCUGAGUUUAGAGUUUCUGAUAAGUUUAAUGGCUGUUUAGACAAUUUGUACUAUGAGUUGCUGAAAUGGUUCCAUGUUCUCUCUUGAUAGCCGUUCUAAUUCAAAAAGGUCUCAGCCUGAAAACAACAGUUGGCCUUCACUUGGCUGUGUCUUUGUUUUUGUUUUGUUUUUUCCUUUACCUGUUAAAGGAAUUCUCCAGCAUAUUUUUAUGUAAUCUCAAUCUGCAGGACGUGUAUCAUAUGAUCAGUUACCACAAUUCAACUCAAGUUUCCUCUACUUCAAAAAGAACUGAAAACAGAAAAAAUGCGAACAAUAGAAGCUGUGGGCAGAUGCUUCAGUUAGAUGCUGGAGUAUUUCGGUAAUGAUGUUUCAGACACCUGUCCUUCGCUAAACUGCAAAAUAUACAUUCCCCCUUAGUUUUUUUUCUAGUUUGUGGUUUCUGUUUAGAUUAUAGCAAAUGAAUGGUUUGUUUUAAAAAGUUUUUCACUCCGGAAGUCAAAAUUUGUCAUUCACAACAAAAUAGCAAUCUUGUGUCAGAUGCUAGGUGUUUCACUUUCUUUCACGCUCUUGUUUUGCUGUAUUCACGUUUCUUUCAAAGCAUUCCAAUAAUUAAAAUCAACACUGAUGUAAAGAUGCCAUUGGCUCAGGUCGUCAGGAGGUUAAAGAAGGACCUUUUAGAGACCCUCAUUUCUAGGAGAUGUCCAGGCCCUGGGUGUCUGCUCAUAGUUUUAGAGGUUCAGGGUUCUCAUGGCCUCUUGAUCUUAUUACCAUGCCUCCAGUGAUUGUGUUUGAUAUGUUGAUGUGGUGAUUCCAUUGUUUUGACAUGUGCAAAAGUGGAACCUCUUGACUUCAUAAUUGUCCUUGAACAAAUAAAACUGUCAAAAGAAA
Messenger RNA from Colossoma macropomum (tambaqui), 3131 nucleotides. RefSeq names its product ATPase H+ transporting V0 subunit b (gene atp6v0b). Gene Ontology annotation, biological process: proton transmembrane transport. The transcript is spliced from 8 exons. NCBI's taxonomy places the organism in Eukaryota, Metazoa, Chordata, Actinopteri, Characiformes, Serrasalmidae. Gene Ontology annotation, cellular component: proton-transporting V-type ATPase, V0 domain. Gene Ontology annotation, molecular function: proton-transporting ATPase activity, rotational mechanism. The record is from RefSeq and is a predicted model, not a curated record. Bases 199 to 819 code for a protein of 206 amino acids.